GAUGUCGUCGCAGUACUAUCAAGAGAUGCAGGAGAGCUUCAAAAACAACAGCAAAAGUCGAGAAUUCCCGGCUCAUACCGCCAAAGUCCACUCCGUGGCGUGGAGCUGCGACGGCAGGAGACUCGCCUCUGGGUCCUUUGAUAAAACAGCCAGCGUUUUUAUCCUGGAAAAGGACCGCUUGGUAAAAGAGAACAACUACAGAGGUCAUGGUGACAGCGUAGAUCAGCUCUGCUGGCAUCCAACCAACCCAGAUCUGUUUGUCACAGCAUCUGGAGACAAGACCAUUCGCAUAUGGGAUGUCCGUACCACCAAAUGCAUUGCCACUGUCAAUACAAAAGGAGAAAACAUCAACAUCUGCUGGAGCCCUGAUGGUCAGACUAUCGCUGUCGGGAACAAAGAUGACGUGGUGACCUUCAUCGACGCCAAGACUCAUCGCUCCAAGGCAGAGGAACAGUUCAAGUUCGAGGUGAACGAGAUCUCCUGGAACAACGACAACGACAUGUUCUUCCUCACAAACGGCAACGGCUGCAUCAAUAUUCUGAGUUAUCCAGAGCUGAAGCCCAUUCAGUCCAUCAACGCUCACCCAUCCAACUGCAUCUGUAUCAAGUUCGACCCCACAGGAAAAUAUUUUGCCACAGGAAGUGCAGACGCCCUGGUCAGCCUGUGGGAUGUGGAGGAGCUGGUGUGUGUCCGCUGUUUCUCCAGGUUAGACUGGCCCGUUAGGACUCUGAGUUUCAGCAAUGAUGGCAAGAUGUUGGCGUCGGCCUCCGAGGAUCACUUCAUAGACAUCGCUGAGGUGGAAACAGGAGAGAAACUGUGGGAGGUUCAGUGUGAUUCUCCAACCUUUACUGUGGCCUGGCACCCAAAGAGGCCGCUGCUGGCCUACGCCUGUGACGACAAGGAGGGAAAGUACGACAACAACCGAGAGGCGGGCACCGUCAAACUGUUCGGCCUCCCCAACGACUCCUGAGACAGAUAAGCUGAGUCUGAUAAAACUAGUUUGUCUCUCUUAUGUCUUAGUGAUCAUAAGAAUAUGAGCAGAGUAAAGGAAGCAUCAUCAGGAAACUAAAAAUCCGUACAGCCCAGAGGACGUUUCAGCUCCUCCAGCAACAGUAACCUUUGGCCACCAGCAGGUGGGGCCGUUCUCCUAACCUUAGCAUCAGUCCCUGUUUUUCUACACAGACAAAAACAUAAUUCCCUGUGCUGUAAUAUAGUGUUGUUAUGUAAAAUAUGCAUUGUUUUUGAUAUUAAAAUUGGUCUCUUUAUAAUUGUGGUGUGUCGUGAGCCAUGAUUGCAAAAUUACUACGUGAUGUUUGUUAAAAUGUCAUGAAAUCAGUGAAAAGGUUUGAGUCUUAAAUAUGUCCCAGUGAUACACAGCAGCAAGGUUUAUGUAUGUUUGUUUCUGUUGCCUUUAAGCAGAGCUGUUCUCAUGUCAAAGGACACGGCAGAGAGUCUGAGCAGGAAACACUCAUUUAAUUCAUCUGGACCUUCAACCGUCCACGUGUGCCUGCAAAUGGGGUGUGUGCAUUAGAUUAUGACUUGUGUUUACCUGGAGCUAAACCACAGCAGCAUGACGGUGUUACAGCUCCAGAAAACCCUACCCUUCCUCCUACAACAGACCAUGACCCUGAUCUCUCCUGAACCUCAAACAAGGAGUUAUUUCAACCUGAGCCACAAUCUGUCUCUGACCUUAGCCAAUCAGUUUUUGUGCCUAUAAACAUCCAGUAAUAAUAGUUCUUCUACUACUUCUAAGAAUAAUAGUAAUGAUGAUGAUGUGUGUUUGCGUGGGGAUUAUUCCAAAGCAGAGAUGCAAAUCAGUUGAGUCAAGCACCUGGUCUUGAAUCUAGCGUCCUGGCCUGGUGCAGCUGGAUGGCCCUUGAGUGUGUCCUCCCAUCAGUCUCCCUGCUGAUCCCAGCUGUUAUUUAUUGUAGCCGGGACAUUGUGAAGGGGUCGGUCAAUAUCCACGGAUGUGAUUGCCAGCGAGCAUCAUGGGAUAAUAAAUCAAAUAUAGAUGCCUGCGGGGUGUCCUUCAUCUGCCUGUCUCAUUGUGUAAGCAGGAAGGUCUAUCUGAUUUGACUUAAUGGUCUCAUCUACAUGGAGCAGCCUCACCGUUCCAUUUA
This is a messenger RNA of Toxotes jaculatrix (banded archerfish), 2120 nucleotides long. RefSeq names its product THO complex 3 (gene thoc3). Lineage: Eukaryota; Metazoa; Chordata; Actinopteri; Toxotidae. Gene Ontology annotation, cellular component: THO complex part of transcription export complex. The transcript has 7 exons. Gene Ontology annotation, molecular function: protein binding. The record is from RefSeq and is a predicted model, not a curated record. The coding region runs from base 2 to 970 and encodes 322 amino acids. Gene Ontology annotation, biological process: mRNA export from nucleus.